Molecule: messenger RNA, 607 nt
Organism: Leptopilina heterotoma
Lineage: Eukaryota; Metazoa; Arthropoda; Insecta; Hymenoptera; Figitidae
Exons: 4
Coding region: 233-607 (124 amino acids)
Source: RefSeq, a predicted model, not a curated record
GCACAAAGUGCAAAGUGAGAGAGUCUCGAGGGUAUUUUAAUUGUUAGAGAAUCUAGAACCACAUUUAGUAUUUUGACCAGUGUCAAAUAAAGGCCUUCUAACUAAUCAGUCUAGUUUGAAAUUAAUUGAUUAGUCGCAAUUGAUCGAACAUAUUGCCCACCUGACCAGCCCAAUUGAGUUUUAGGUCUGACGAUACACGUUUGUUUAAAAUUCGCAGUCUCUCAUAACCAGGAUGGUUAUCAUUUCGAUUAAUGCGGGUACUGAACUUUUUCCUGCAAACUGUUCAAAAAAUAGUAAUCUUGAAGUCACAGAGGACACACAGACAACACCUAUGUUAGCUGAAAAUAUAAUGGAUGAUAUGGAACUUGUGCAAAACGAGAAUGAGCUUGAAGAAAAUAUCGAGGAUAAUAUCGUUUUAGAAUUGGUUUUUGAUUCAAAAGGAUACCUUUUCGAAGAGGAACCUAAUUUUGUUCGACGAUUGCAAAAUUUUUGUUUGUUUUAUGUGCAAUAUCAUAGAACAAAUUACGGUAGAAAUUCUAUUAUAAAUAGACUAUGUCGCGAAUCUAACUUAUACUGUGACAGUUUGGACUUUUUUGGAGUUAUAUAG